Messenger RNA from Ictidomys tridecemlineatus (thirteen-lined ground squirrel), 1393 nucleotides. It is a transcript of the gene Mad2l1bp, whose product is annotated as MAD2L1 binding protein. Lineage: Eukaryota; Metazoa; Chordata; Mammalia; Rodentia; Sciuridae. Gene Ontology annotation, biological process: regulation of exit from mitosis. The record is from RefSeq and is a predicted model, not a curated record. Gene Ontology annotation, cellular component: nucleus.
UCUGAACUCCGCCCGGCCUUUAACUCAGGGCGGUGGCGCUUUGCUUGCUUCCGGUCCAGCCGAACCGGAUGUGGAGUCCGAACGUCCCAUGAUGCUCCGCAGGGCGCCCAUUCUAACCGCAGGGAGCAGAGGGAGUCAGUGGUGAUGGCGGCGGCGGAGCCGAAAGUGCUGUCCCCUGCUGCAGUCCCUGAUUUGGAGUGGUAUGAGAAGUCGGAAGAAACCAACGCCACUCAGAUAGAUCUACUUGAGACCACCUCUGCCCAGGAACCUUCCAACCCUUCGGAGCCCUUUUGCUCCAGAGACUGCUUGGUACCAGUGGUGUUUCCUGGGCCUGUAAGCCAGGAAGGCUGCUGUCGGUUUACUUGUGAACUUUUAAAGCAUAUCAUGUACCAACGCCAGCAACUCCCUCUGCCCUAUGAACAGCUUAAACACUUCUACCGAAAACCUUCUCCCCAGGCAGAGAAUGCAGUGAGGAAGAAACCUCGAGUCACCACUGAGGCAAGCAGCAGGAAAUGCCAACAAGCACUGGCGGAACUGGAGAGUGUCCUCAGCCAUUUAGAAGACUUCUUUGCCCGGACACUAGUACCACGGGUGCUGAUCCUCCUCGGGGGCAGUGCCCUAAGCCCCAAGGAGUUCUAUGAACUUGACCUGUCCAGGCUGGUCCCCUUCAGCAUGGACCAGAACCUGAGCACAGCUGCUUGUUUGCGCCGUCUCUUCCGGGCCAUUUUCAUGGCUGAUGCCUUUAGUGAGCUACAGGCUCCUCCACUCAUGGGCACCAUUGUUAUGGCACAGGGGCACCGUGACUGCGGAGAAGAUUGGUUUCGACCCAAGCUCAAUUACCGAGUGCCUAGCCGCGGCCACAAACUCACUGUGACCCUGUCCUGUGGCAGACCUUCUAUUCCAGCCCUGGAUUCAGAGGAUUACAUUUGGUUCCAGGCACCAGUGACACUUAAGGGCUUCCACGAUUGAACCGAGGGUGUUUCUUAACUCUAAAAACAUAAUGGCUAAAUUAUCUUUCUCCCUGUAGCACCUUGUCAUGCAUCUCUUGCUUGGAGCUGGAAUUGCUUCCUGGUGAGAGAAGAAGGCUCUGUCCUCCUGGCUGUUUGCCUCCCCUCAGACUUCCUGGUGGGCUGAUGGUGUGUGGCUGUGACCAAAAUAAUCAUUAUUGAGCAACAAUUCCGAAUCAAAGGUUGAUUUUCCCAGAGGGUGCUGGGUCAGAUGUUCCUAUUUAGGAUUGGAAAGCAAAGAUGGGUUCAUAAACAGAUUCUCCUAUGGGGUACGCUUUUGAUCUUUUCUUUCAGAGUUUCUACCAGAGUCAUAAAGUGUGUGUGACUUAUGAAUUUAAAUAUAAAAUGAAUAAUCAUUAAAUUUUCCUGAAACUUUUGACUUAAGA